Molecule: messenger RNA, 510 nt
Organism: Quercus lobata
Lineage: Eukaryota; Viridiplantae; Streptophyta; Magnoliopsida; Fagales; Fagaceae
Product: transcription factor MYB87-like
Exons: 2
Coding region: 1-510 (169 amino acids)
Biological process (GO): cell differentiation; regulation of DNA-templated transcription
Cellular component (GO): nucleus
Molecular function (GO): transcription cis-regulatory region binding
Source: RefSeq, a predicted model, not a curated record
AUGGAUCCAUGUUUCAGGUGGUCACUCAUUGCCGGGAGAAUGCUGAGAAGAACAGACAAUGAAAUCAAAAAUUAUUGGAACACCAUUCUAAGGAAGAGGGCGCAAGUUGAUGACAAGAUUCAUGAACAAGGUAGUAAACCAGUAGCUCUCCAAGUGAUUCGAACCAAAGCAGUACAGUGCACAGAGGUGAAGCAAGUGAAGACUCAAACUUAUGCGAAACAUCAAGUAACUCUAGAAUCUAAUGUUGAUAAUGAAGAACAAGCACCAAGUGUUGCUUUAACAUGUGUGCAACAAGAUGAUCUUACUAAAGAGCAGCAAGAUAAAGAGAAGAUUCCACACAAAAAUAAAAUCUUAGAGGAUGCACAUUAUGUGAAAGUUAAAGUUGUUGAAUGUGCUACUGAUCAACUCUCCGUAGUGCCAAAAGAUCUACAACUUGGUGAAGUUGAAAAGAUUGAUAACACAAUGUUUCCAAUGGUUCAGAAUGAGAUUGUGCUGAUUCCACACAUUUGA